AUGGGACAGUGCGUUUCUGAAGGCACAAAUUUCCAUGGGUCAGGGACGACUCUUCCUUUCCCCACUCUCUCAUGUUUGAUGGUCGGAACCAUUUUCGAGUCGAAAUUCCCCUUCUCCCUGAUCUUAUGUCAAUGUAUUGAUUUUGACGUUUCAGGGGUUUCUUCUGUAAUUAGCCAACAGUCUCUACCGUGCUUUCAUCUUCAAAUCCAUCCUUCUGCGCCCUGCGCCAAGGUGAAUAGGAAAGCUAAUCAAUAAAAAGUUAUUUUAGCCUUUUUUAGUCCGUAUGUCUAGCAAUAGUGGUCGUGAUACAGCUGGAGGCCUACCACAACGAAAUCAAGACACCACUGCCAAAAAGCGACAUUCCGGCCAUGAGACCCCAGGUAGAUCUCAACUCGUUGGAGUAACCUUGCGUACUUCAGGUGAAGAGCCAACAAGUUCGAAAGUGAGAAAGGUUACCCGGACAGCUCAGGCAUGUUCUUCCACUAGUCAGAGUACCUCGACAGAAGUUUCAACCAAAAAGAGUUCAGAGUUACGCUUUUUGACAGAUUUUUUCCCGGAGCAAGAUCAGUCCAGGCCUUUGACGAGGUCUCGGACUAGAAACGUGGGGGAUAUUCGACCUUCGACUUCAAAGUCUCGUGGAAGGAAGAGUCGAUCCAGAAAAGACAAGCCGCUUCAAGAAAACAGGGCUAACUCGCCGUCAUUGGACGAUCAGCAGUUGUAAGUUAAAAACAAUCUCUUCAGCUUCGUUCUAGAUCGAAUCUAACCGUUCCGGAGUCCGAAGUGAGUGGAUUCUCGGUAACCUCGGUGUCAACUUCUGAUACGGGUCAUACAUUUGUCUCGGCGGUAAGAGUUUGUAACAUUCCUUCUAGAGCUUUAUAACAAGUUCUUAUUGAACAUUCUUAUCGAAAAACUUCGCAGGCUGGGAAUGACUAAACCAGGGGUGGCCAAGCUUAUGAACUAGGGUUGUUAAGUCGUCAACUUGAUCACGUUGUCAAAUUGCCGUCAUUUUCGUCAUGUCAAAUUGCACUGUAUUUCGAUUGUCAAAUUGAAUUUUUUGGUAGAUUUUUGCCAAAAAGUCAUUGGAAAUUUUUAGAAACUAAGUUGCUCUUUCUUGUCAAAACGAUCUAUGAAAUGAGCGGUAACAAGAUACGAUUAAUAUUAACGGUAUUCGUCACAGUCUGUGUUAAACUAGCGUGCGAAUUUUUGUGUAUCAUAAUUUUUAAUUCAGCCAAAAUUGACGACAAUUUGACGUUUGCCGUCACACGUUAUUGCUUUAAUCCUCAAAAAAAAUUUCAUAUGCAUUUUAUUUUGUAAAUUAGACAUCGGUUGCAGAUAGAAGUAAGAGAAAGUGCAGAAUCAGAAGAACCGACGUUUGUGAGCGGGGAAGAGAGCACGAGUACAGUGAUAAUGUCCUCCAUGGGUUCCCAAGACACCGAAAACGUUGAAGAAAAUGCAUCCAAUCAAGGGUUCGGCGCUCUCAAUAUCAAUCGGGAAGGGCAGCCUGUUACACAAGCUUCCCAAAUAUUGGCUCGGUAUGUUGCGCAACUUUUUUAACAGAUUUUUUGCUCUUCAUUCGCAUUUAUGGUUUUAUUCAGAUCUCAACACGUCCAAAGAGCCUCAGCGUUUCUCGGCAGCUUAGUUCCCCGGAUGCAGCAUCUCUUGGGAGGGUCUAGUGGGGCUGCUUUCAGUCAAGCUAUGGCCAAUGAUUAUGUUCCUCGUAAGUUGUCUCCGGUUCAUGUCAUUCUUUUGUUAAGAUCUGCGUAUUGUAUCCUUACUGGAAGAACUAAGAAGUGAGAAUGAAAUUAAGCAGUCGGAGGCAUGCAACGAGAUAUCAGAGAUGUUACUUCUUGGGAACGAAGAAAGUCUUCCCAACUUCCCUAUCAGAGAAUUGGUUCUAUGCUUGGUCAACUUGAUAAACAAGGAUCACAAUUUUGAGUUGGUGAGUUACCACUCCUUUCGAAUUUAUUGUAUGCUUUCCAGAUGUUGAGCGCAUCGCGUUGCAUUAGCAAUCUCCAGGAGGCAUUGCCCAGAUCUCAUUCCGUUUUGAUCGAAGCCAUUCCCGUCCUUCUGCAAAAGUUGAAGAAGAUCGAAUACAUUGACGUAGCUGAGCAGGCUCUGAUUAUUUUGGAAGUGAUAUCCAGAAGAAAUGCCAAGAACAUUCUAGCUAAUCAUGGAGUGCAAGCUGUCACAUCUCAUGUUGAUUUUUUCUCUGUGAGCACUCAACGCCUGGCUUUUCAAAUAGCCGCAAACUGUGCUGGUUAUGUAAGCCCUACUGACUUCCACAUGGUCCAAGAUUGUUUGGCUGACCUCACCCAGCGUCUUCACAUAGAUGACAAGCGAUGUGUUGAGUCUGUCUGCACAUUCUUCAACCGGUUGAUAGAGAAUGUUCGUUAUUUCCCUCAUCGUUUGAGACAAAUUGCUGGUAAAAAUCAUGAGCUCCUACAGAUUUUUUUGAAUUUGGUAAGUAGAAAUUUUGUAAUUCAAUUUUUGUUAUUUAGUUAUCUGCUCAACCGCUGCAAAUCAGCUCAAAUACCUUCAUGAAUAUCAUAAAAUCUCUCCGGUACAUGAUCACCAACUGUGGAGAUCUGGCUGUAUCUCUGUAUUUUAUGGAAAUCAGCAAGGUUAUCAGAUUUUUGUUGAUCGGAAACGAGAAGGGGGACUCUACUGAUUGUGGAUAUGCCGAUGCUAUCACAUCGAGACCUUCACAGCAUUUGCGUGAGAUCGUUGAUCUCUGUGGGGAAUUGUUACCUCAACUACCAAGCACAGGAAUCUUUGAGAUCAACAAUUAUAUGGAGCAGUAUGUCAACUCGAGCAUGUACAUUCAGAACACUCGAAAUCGACCACAGAAUACUACCGCGUCAUGGAUGUUUAAAAGCGUCGAAUCAGGUCCUCAGAAUGGCCAAUGGGUCAUGUUUCCACAGAAUGACCAGCUAACCCUGGAAAGAAAUCGAUCUUUGGGUGCGACUUUGGUCACUCUAGAAAUCAAUGGGCAAAUUGCUGAGAUCGACAUGAUGGCAUCUGUUUGUAGAUUUGUCAGCAGCGGGAUACACACUCCUAUCACCAGAAAAGUCACCAACGAUACACGUAUGUGUUUAAUUUUAUUUUUUUGAAGUUUGGUUUUUGUUGAAACUUUGUCUUUUUAGAAGAUCAGAGAGAUGGCUUGAAAGGCGAGCAAAUCAAACUUCUUUUGGAGUGUGCCGUUUCCAUUUUCCCUUUGCUCGUGGAGAUUGGCUCUAGUUCUACUUGUUCCACUCUUCGGUAUGACAGCAUGAGAGUGAUGUUGAGAAUGGUGUACGCAGUUGAUGGGAAAGAUCAGCUCCUUACAUUUCUGAAGGAAGUGCCUUUGGCCAGCUACAUAUCGAAUACUCUUUCUACCAGCAAGAACUUGGCCUUGGUUUGUCUGGCUAUUCAGAUGACACAUGUUCUUCUGGAUAAGUUGCCUGGUUUGUAUACUCCUCUCUUUGAAGCUGAGGGUAAGUUUUUUUGAUUUGUAUUUAUUAUAUUUGAUCUUUAGGGGUCUUCUUUGAAAUGACCAAACGCAGUGAAAUGGAUUUGACCGUCAAAAAGAAAUCGUUAACUCCUCCUUCCGAAGUUUGCGUGGCCGAAGAACAAAGAGCCGAGGAUUCCGCAGUAGGCACUCCAGCAGUAGCCGCUCUAGGACGUUUGUUGGCUGCUAGACAAACCCAGCCAUCAGCCUCCAUCAUAAACCAGCAAUUGGGACUUCCAAGUAAGAAAUCGUUUCCAUUGUACAGGGUGUUCCAAAAAAUAGAAACUUUUUUAUAGCCAUCUUUUUUCUAACAAUUCGGCAAAAGUAACGGUCAUUCUCAAUAACGUAUGGCAUUGUUUAUGACAUAUUCAACUUGUUUCACGGUGACUGCCUUUGGUGGCGAUAUAAAGCUCCAAACGUGACUUAAAAUUUUGGGCUCGGGGCCGCAGCUUUUUUUCAAGGAAGUCGGUCCCGUUCUUGGCGCAGCGAUUACUUUGCUACUCAUAAGUUUUGUGGCGUAUAGUACAGGUGUUGGCCUGCAAUUGAUCGCAAACGGGGUGAAAUGGGGAAAUUUCUUAAUAAUCGAAGAUUUUGCUGCUGAUGAUCUCCCGGUUGACAGAAGCGCUGGAGGUGCAUUUUAUUUCACUUCCUGUACGCUUUCUGUCGUUGUCAAGCUAUCGUGUGGCUUUAUAUACCGUCCAAAUCAACGAUUAAAACAGGUCCGAAAACAGUUCCAAAAUCGCAGUCCCUUUCUUUGACGUUUUUAAAAAAAUGUAACUCAACUGAUAAGGACAGAAAAAAACGGAGUUUAAUGGUAAAAAUAUGCCUACAUCUUAAUAUUUUCGCUCUGGAUCCUUGAAAAAAGUUCCCAUUUUUUUGGGAUACCCUGUAUAUAACUGUAGCUCUUACUACGUCUUGUCUAUUACUUGAGUUUUUUUCGCUUGAACUGGUCUGGACUUUUUGAUGUAUAAUUGCUGAUUUCAGCAAUAACUUUGCCUAAUAUAUCGUCCUUUGCGAUGACGCUAAGCCAACCGUAUGAUCCAAGCGUCCAUUCGAAUUUAGUUGUGACGAACGCAUCUACUUUAUCUCAUACUCCCAAUCUACGCUACAACGACGCUUCUAGGGCCGCGCUACAGCCUCAUUUCUUUUCAGCGGUUCCUCUACAGAAUCCUACGGCCACAUUAUAUCAGAGCCUUCAAAAUGCCGUCAGUUCAGCGUAUUCAAACUCUGUGUAUGGCCUCAACUAUGCAUCGAUUGCCAAUUCAAUGGACUACGUGACUUCUACCUACACAACUCAUUCGGCGACCGUUUCCUCGUCUUCUACCGCGUUGAAGACUGAAGCCAUUGAGAAGUUCGGAUCCUUCAUUAAAUCUGAAUCGGAACAGUUGGUGAAAAGAUAUAAGGCGACUGCCAAAGGACCUUCUCAAGGCUCUGAUGAUGUUGAUCUGUUAAGAGAAAUUUCGGAAAGGCUAAAUUCAACCAAGAACUGCGGAAUUGAACCCUUGAGGGAUCUGGCCAAUAUCAUUGUAAAGCGGGACAUGAGCGCCUUCCAUAUCAACCAUUCCGGGAUCAUUCCAGCACUUACUGCGUAUUUAUGCGAAACCACGAAACGGGAGCCUGACCGGUUGUCUCGACUGAGGAGAUUUGCUUCUGUGUUUAUGUUGUUAUCUGUAAGUUAUAGGGUCUAUAGGGUGUUUCAAGAAAUUUUGAAAAAAACUUGCGAAUAUUUUUAUGCUCUCAGCUAUCCAAGAAGUUUAAGUUUUAUUUUUAAAGUUCGAAGCCGUGCGUUUUAGAAUAUGCAUAAGAAAAUUUUCUCGCAUCGGCGGAGAUAUUUGACGUCUUUUUCGAAAAUUACACCUCGUUACACAGCCCAGUCAGCUCAUUUUUACAUCUGGUAAGGUGUAAUCUGCCAGUCUCGGUAGCGUGAGAGGAUGUUUCAUACAUUGACGAAAGAAGAUUUUUCAAUUAGAUUAUGCCAAGCUUCCAAAACGGGCCCGCCGGUAAAAAAGUCUCCACCGAACCUUCACCAAUGUGCGAAACAUCCGGCAAGUUACCAAGAUUAAUAGGUUACAUUCUUCAAGAUAUGACAAACCUGUUUUCAUCCUAGUACAAAAGUCUGGGCUUUGUGACAAAGUGUAAUUUUCAAAAAAAACAUCAAUUUUUUCGACGAAAAAAGGUUCUUCGCCGAGACGAGAAAACAUCCUUAUGCAUAUUCUAAAAACGCACCACUUCGGAUUUUAAAUACGACUUGAAGUUUUUUCAAAAUUUCCUGGAGCACACUGUUGAGAAGUGACGUGCUUGUAAAGCGUUUUCUUCAUACCAUAACUGAAUUUUCUAGCCUGACAAUUUACGUCCAGUGGGCGAUGAUGAUCAUUUCCCAGCCUUUAAUCGAUUGGUUUCUAAAGUUGUACUGGCAAUAGAACGGGUCGAACAGUUCAAUGUGCGGGUCACAAAUCUCAGUGGGAAUGUUUCCCAUUUAUCAAAUUCUUCUUACACAUCGUCAAAUUCCUCUAAUGUUUUGUCUGGAAUCGGGUCCAGUGCUUAUCUUAGAGGGGCCCAGGCUCUUCGUUUCUUUCAAUCUCACCAAAUACGAUGUAAUCUCAGAAGACAUCCGUCAUGCAAACAUUUGAGGGAGUGGAGAAGAGGUCGAGGUUCCAUAAAAGUAGAUCCUUUUACUUCGAUUUCUGCAAUUGAAAGGUAUCUUGUCGACAGAGGCAUCGGAACUACUUCCCAGGACGAGGAAUCUAGUGAGAAUGAUGAUGUAAGUAACUAAGAUUGUCAUUACAUUUUGUUUUUAGGAGUCUACGUACGCCAAUCUAGCGUCCUUCAAAGGCCGAAUUGAGAUUUUGAUUGGCGACAAUAAACUCCCCUCAGACAUGUCGAUUCUGCAGGCCAUUCGACAGUACUCCUUGCCUCAUGAAGAAGACGAUCAGGAAACGAUUCCUCCAAGCAUUUGGGUUGCUGGCCACACCUUGUAUUAUAGAGCUGUCGUGGAUCCGACUCCCAUUGACGAACCGGUGCCUUCUACGAGCCAGGUUGUGGAUGAUACAGGCAGUGUACCACCAGCAAGAACAUCAAUGUCCCCAUCGAGGAAGGUCGCUAGACUUCAUAAAUCUGUUGCUAAGAAGGUGAAGGAACGAAAGACGGACAAGAAACACAAGCCGAAAGAUGAAAGAGUCAGUCUUAUGGGUAUGUUACUUGCUGAAAAGAAUAUUUUUCACGGUUUAGAUGGAGUUGUUCCGAAGAGAAGAUAUCUUCUUGAUAAGUAUCUAAAUGGAAAGCUGGACGAGGAUCUGGACGAUCCUUGCACGAAAGGUCUUGUUCUUCUAAGGACCUUAUAUGGGUUGAAUAAGUAUUGGUGGUGUAUUUAUGUCGAUGAGCGUAUCCUUCCUACUUCGUUUUUACCGAUUUUAUCGGCAAAGUAAGAAAAAAAUGGCAGCUUUGAUCCUUUUUAGCUGUUUUAUUUCCCAGAAGCUGAACUCCAAAGUCUCCCGUCAGUUAUCCGAUUUCUUGACUGUGGCCACGCAACAGAUUCCAAAGUGGACGAAAAGUGUGGUCAGAUCCGUGUAAAUAUUUUUUAAUUUCAUUUAUUUUUUUGAACCUGCGGUUUUUAACGAGUGUUAAAAGUUUCAGUCCAUUCGCAUUUUCAUUCAUCACUCGUCGCAACUUCCUCUACUGUACAGCAUUUGGCCGCGAUCGGGCUUUAAUGCAUCUUGUGAAUGAGACCAAUCCAGAUGAUCACGAAUCCGAGUCCAAUUCCCGCCUCGUUCCUCGACUCGAACGUCGUAAGAUCACGAUCAACCGUUCCAGUCUUCUGAAAAGUGCUCAAGAACAUCUCACGAAUUUGGGAAGUUCUAAGCCGCUUCUUGAGGUCAGUUUUGACAACGAAGUCGGCACUGGAUUUGGCCCCACUCUCGAAUUCUAUUCUACUUUGAGUCGAGAACUUCAGAAAGCUUCCAAUAAUUUUUGGGCCGGAACGAAAACUUUGCUGAAGAUUGAUGGGAAUGAUGAAGAGUUUAUGAGCAGCGAGAAUGGAUUAUAUCCCGCACAUCUGAUGACUCCACCCGCUAAAAACUCCGUCAAGAAGUUUGAGUUUUUGGGCCGAUUGAUGGGACAAACGCUCUUGGAUUCCAGAAUUGUAAGUAAAUUUUAAUGCCCUAAUAUGUUUUAGCUUGAUAUUCCAUUGGCCGUUCCUCUUUUCAAAUGGAUUUUGGGGGAGCAAGAUACUCUAGGUGUAUGGGAUUUGGAAGACUUGGAACCAACCAUCUACAACUCCUUGAGACAAAUGAGUAAAUUGGAUGAGGACGGCAUCAAAGAAUUGGAGAUCCCCUUCACUUAUCCCGGACAAGAUAACUUCCAUUUAUUCAAGCAUUCCGGAAACAAAACUGUCACGUAUGAAACGUUCCAACUGUUCUCUCAGGUAUUCCAAUUUAUUCCCGUUACGUCGUAGAUAGUGUUCAGUAUCUUACUUGUUGGUUUUAGCUUGUGAGUCACUGGCGCUUGGUUGAAGGAGUCAGAUUACCCAUGGAGUCUCUCAGGAAAGGAUUCCAACAAGUGAUAAAUGUCGAACAUCUGAGUAUUUUUGAAGCCAAAGAAAUGGAAUCUCUGUUCUGUGGAAGCUCGGACAAGGAGAGUGAAUCCAUGUGGUCUAAAUCUUUGUUACAUCAAUGUAUUCGUCCUGAUCAUGGAUACACUCACGACUCACCACAAAUCAUCUGGUUGGUGGAAAUGCUCGAAUCUUACGAUCGGGAAAAGGUAAGUUUGGUUUAAUGAAAAUGAACUAAUAAUUUCAUUUGUAUUCUAUUUAUUUUCAGCGUCGUAAAUUCCUUCAAUUUGUAACAGGAUCUCCCAGGCUCCCUGUUGGCGGAUUCAAAGCUCUUCAUCCUCCUCUGACUGUUGUCAAGAAGACAGCUUCUUAUGGAAACACGGAACAAGAACUUCCAUCGGCCAUGACUUGCUACAAUUAUCUGAAAAUCCCUCCUUAUGAAAGCAUGGACACGUUCAGGGAACGAUUUGACGUCGCUUUACAGUAUAUUUAUAGCUUCCAUUUGACAUAA
This is a messenger RNA of Bursaphelenchus xylophilus (pine wood nematode), 8544 nucleotides long. NCBI's taxonomy places the organism in Eukaryota, Metazoa, Nematoda, Chromadorea, Rhabditida, Aphelenchoididae. The record is from the annotation of a GenBank genome assembly.